Molecule: messenger RNA, 3748 nt
Organism: Actinia tenebrosa (Australian red waratah sea anemone)
Lineage: Eukaryota; Metazoa; Cnidaria; Anthozoa; Actiniaria; Actiniidae
Product: sodium/potassium-transporting ATPase subunit beta-1-interacting protein 2
Biological process (GO): regulation of sodium ion transport
Source: RefSeq, a predicted model, not a curated record
UCCGUCGAGACAAAAAGCCUCUCAGAUGUAGUUUGGAGCGUAACGAUCCAACAUCUGAAGUAAACGAUCGCGUCUCUGCCUUGGAAUGUAGUGACAAAAUCCUACUGUCACUUCAAGAUUUUCUUCUAUUUUCCCAAACGCUGAAUUUGAAGCCGUUUCUUCGACGAAAAUGGCUUGUUGUGUGUCUAGAAAUAUUCUCUUUUUCAUUCUCGUUCUUCAAAUGCUCUUGGUAGUCGAGCGCUUGGUAUUUGACUUUCUCGGAUUUAUGUGGGCUCCGAUUAUUACCAAUUUUAUCCACAUCGCUUUUCUGAUAGUGGGGAUCUUCGGUGUUCAUCAGUAUCGAGCUCCCUAUAUAAUUACGUACUCAGUGUGGAACUUGAUUUGGUUUGCAAUAAACCUUACUAUAAUUGCCCUAUACCUAGAAAUUGGAACUCUCUCACAUAAAGAAGAUUGGCUGAGUUUAAAGACAGGCCACAAGAGCUGGUGGUCGAAAAAUGGCAUUGGAUGUGGAAGCAUCAAUUCUUCUAACUCUACUGCAACAUCUACUGUCAUGUCACCUGAUGGCUGCCUUAUCAGAUAUGAGUUUGUGGAGUCAAUUCAGAGUGGGACAGAAUGCAUCCUAGCUUUCAUUGGAUUCUGGCUUGGUUGUUGGUUUGUAAGAACAUAUCAUGAAGAUGAUGAUCACUUUGAUUACAUUGGAGGAUUUGACAGCUACUCGGCAUAUCACCCACCAACCAAAUCAUCAAGAAUGCAGAUGCAGCCCAUCUCUUCAUGAAUACUUAACAGAGGUUCAUCAUCCAACAAGAAGCAAAACUUGAAGCAAACAAGUAUAACAUCCGUGGUAUAAAAUAUUCUACCAAUUUAGACACUUAAAUGAACUAGGUGUUCAUAAAGUGCUAUUUUCAUUUAAUUGGAUUGUGAACCUUGUGAGAUUGUUUUGGUGCACUACCCCAGAUAUUUGGUUUGAAGAAACUUGUAGUAUUGUGGGUAUUAUCAAGUAUUCAUUGAUUGGCUAGUGUCUCUUUUUAUGGUUUCUGAUUGGUCCAGAGGAUACAGGAGUCACAGUACUACUAGUUGUUAAGGGAAAGACCAGGGCCCGGUUGCAUAAAGCUCUCUUAAGAUAAGAGCAGCCAUAAGUAUUGUUCCAAAACAAUAGGCCAUUGUACUAAGACAAUACGUGCGAGUGUUUUUAAGCUUUUUUAUCUUAAAAGAGCUUUAUUCAACUGGGCCCAGGAACCCAACCUAAGAGUGGUGGGGGUAGGGGGGAAUGAUAAAAAAUUGGGCUAGCUACCUAGCUAUGUAUAUAAUGCCGCCAAUGUUCUUCAGGAUGAAACUCUAACUCUUCCAAAGAUUAAGCCUGCCUAUCACCAAUCCAUCCACUUUUUGGAAAGUUAAUUUACUACUUGAAAUAUCAAAUAAAGUAAGAAAAGCUAGGCAAGCAGAGCCUGUCACAGGAUGUUUGCAGAUUUUUGCACUAUGCAGUUAUGUAGUUACACAGGCAUGAAAUAUAAAUAUUAUUAGUUAUUGUAUGCAUAAGAGAAUCUAAACAAAUCCAUUGCACUCAUUUUCCUAGUUAUGGAUGACCCAUUGUAUAGUCCAUAACUCUCUAGUUAUAUAUAAUUGUCUAUAUAGAAAGAGAUUGUGUAGUUCCAGAAAUGAUUAUCCAUACCCCCUCAUGGAGGAUUUCAUUAAAGACCCCUCCCAACCUUUGGAAAUUCCAAUUUUCUUCAUUCUUUUCUUCCAUACAACCCCCAGCCCCCCAGGAAAUUCAAAAUUCCUCUGUGGGGUGGGUAUGGAUAAUUUAUUAUGGAAAUGAGUAUGUACUGUUUCUAACUUUUCUUGAAAAUGUUGUGUGCUAUAGCUUAAGGCAAGGAAUUCCAAAGCAAUUAGAAUCUUGUGAUUAUUAUACUAAAGUUUUACCAACUUUCUAUCUGUCUGUUAAAUUUUGGUUUGUUGCGGCCAUCAAUUUUUCGUUUGGAAUCCUAUAAUCAUUGGCCAUGGUUGAGGUAUUUUGUUGAUAUCACUGUUGACAUGUCUUUGUCUCUCAUCAAUAAUUAUUAUUAAGUGCUUAUUCUCUUGAUUGACAGCAUGGGAAAACCAAUUUCAACCAAGCAUUAGUUAAUAGCUAUUAAAAACUCACUUCACACAAAUAUGUCAGAAAUUGAGAUUGAUGCCAAUAUUUCAAGAAAUGUUAUAGCACAUUUAUAAAUGAAAGAGCAUGCACAUUUUAACUGGAUUCUUGUUGAUUGUAGACUGUACAUAAUGUAGUUAUAAUGUUUUUGUUCGUUCGAAGACUGUACCUGUAUAAAGUUAUUGUUGCAAAACAUUGAAAUAUGUUAUAUUAGGUGAACAUGCAAAAUAGGACUGUUACAGCUUGACUUUGCAAUACCGACAGCAAAACAGCACCCAACUUUAUGCAUUGAAACUACUUUUGGAAUUUAAUCUAGAAAAAUAGUAUUUAUGGCAGCACAGUUUUAGCCAAACGUUUUAUUCUGGUACUCUAUCUUCAUUUUAUUUAGAUUUUGAGAAUAUUAUUCACUUGGUUGUAAAUGUUUUCACUCAUAAAUGAUCAGAGUAGUAGCAUAUUAUAGUUAUAACAAAUUCCUUGAAUUUAGACAAAAACCAGUAAAUUUAGACAAGCAGUCAGUGAUGGUGCAUAAGUUAUAAGUUAUUAUUUAUCAAGAAACUGAAACUGAUAUACAGCUAUUUCGAAAAAGGUUGGUGAAGGAUUCGAUACAUGUUGUUUACCAAACUAGAAAUGUAUUAUAUUCAUAAAUUAAAUUAUGUAAAUAUGUCGGAAGAAGUUAUACCAGAAAGACGUACAGACAAAUUUGAGGGAAUUUCACAUAGAGCGAAACCUUCACCAAUCUUUUGUGAAAUAUUUGUACAUAACAUCAUUGAAAUGAUUUCAUUUAGAUAGAAAUUGCCACACAAGCGAUAGUGAUUGAACAAUAAUUGGGCUGUGUCUAUAGAGGCUUUGUACCAUCAUGUGAAGGCCGCCAUGUUAGAUGGCAGGAACAAUACAAUUGUUUUACAAGAGAAAGAUUCAAUUCAAUUCCCGAGAGCAAAGGGAUUUUAUCAUUAUGCCAUGUAACCACAGGCAGUCUAGGCUUUAUAAUGGGUGCUGGCAUGUGAUGGUGCAAAGCCUCUAUUCCAAUGUCUAAAAAUAGUCUCUUAGAUGCAUUUUAUAUCUUUGUUUUUACAUUUUAAAUUAUUUUAACUGAGACCACUUUUUAUUCUUAAGUUUAAUUUUUCCCUUUUUAAAGGUUAACUGCCAAUAUCUAUUUUGAGUUGGAGUAAAUGGUUGUACAAGUAUGUCAAUUUGCCGUGUGCAUAACAUACCAUGCCUUUAACAUAUGCAUGGUGAUAAUGAUGAAAAAGUAUGUGCAAUAUGGCAUUACAGAAUAACUUUUAGAAGGUUCCUUGUAAAACUUGUGCUGCAACAAGACAUGUUCAGUUGCACAAGGAAAAGGUGGUUCUUUCUUAAAUCUUCUCACACGAAGUUACUACUACAAGGUUAAUAUUCAUACAGCAAUUUGCUGCAAAAGUUGUCUUGACACUCUUGCACAAGUUUUUGCUGUCACUGUGUCACCGAACUUAAACUUCAUGCAGCUGAAACUGGUUUUUCUGCAUGUUGUCAUCUUUUUGUAAGUAAUGGUGUUGUGUGCUGGCAUUUUUCACAAACUUGUACAAGGCAUACUCUAUCCAGUGAUGUGACAAUAGGAAAUAAAUAUAUGCAGCACCUGUA